Molecule: messenger RNA, 2259 nt
Organism: Magallana angulata
Lineage: Eukaryota; Metazoa; Mollusca; Bivalvia; Ostreida; Ostreidae
Exons: 11
Coding region: 1-2259 (752 amino acids)
Molecular function (GO): protein binding
Source: RefSeq, a predicted model, not a curated record
AUGGUAUCCAGUCUAAAAAAGGUUGAUGGUUAUAAGUCUCCUGUGUACACGACACCAUUUUGUCCCAGAAAUGAAUCAGAGUGGAAGAAGAGAUCGUCAAUUCUUAACUGUAACAAGACUAAUGGCUACACGUGUUUACCAAACGAAAAUCUUUCGGAGCUCUUAGAAUUCUGUUACACAACACCUUUUAUAUGGAUUCAGGGAGGUGUUUGUUUAUAUCUAAAAAGAAAAGGUUUUCAUGUUGAUGCAUACAGCUGUAGCAACUUCACAGAUGGAUGUCCCAGUGCCUCUCAUCAAAGCAUAAACAUCUUUGAAUACCCAGCUUGUAUAUCUAUUGGAAAUGGUUGUUUCCUGGCCGAACAAUCUUGUAAAAGUUCUCAAAACACAACUCAACGUAUCAAUACAUCAGGAAAUGAAAAAAUCGACUGGCUCUGGGUCGGGAUAGGGAUAAGCAUCAUUUUCAUUCUUUGUGUUUCAUCCUGUAUGCUAAACCUCUACUGUAAAAGAAAAUUUCCAAUUUGCAAAAGAAGCACUGAUAUAGAAAGUGCAUCAAAUAAAUUGGAAGAAAGAAAAUCACUUAUUACAGACACAACAAAUGAAAAAAUGGAUUCAUCUAACGAAAUUUGCAAAAUACGUAUUGAUGGAAAAGGUGUAGCUGAAUUAGAAGAAAAACAAUCACUUGUUACAAACAAUGAGACGGAGAAAAUGAAUUCUUCUUCUGAAGAAUCACCACUUGAAAAGGCCAUAUUUGACCAAUGGACAAAGGAUGAUUUUAAUUUUAUUUCAACUAAGGCAUGUGAAGAAGUAGAAAAAAUGAUUAAAACAAAGAACCUGGUUAUUGUGGCUGGUCAUUCAGGAUCCGGAAAAUCGGCCAUUAUUCAACAUAUUGCGCUCCAAUACAGAGAAAAGGGUUGGAUCAUAAAACGAGUAAAACGUGCAGAAGACAUCGUGAAUGAAUAUUUUUCAAGUCAAUUGCAAGGGAAUAGAACCAUGUGUGUAUUAAAUGAUCCGUUCGGAAGAGAAUCUUUUGAUGAAUUAUUGAAUAAUUCGUGGCAAACAUAUGAAGAAGAAUUAAGGUUAUACUUAGAGAAAGCAAAACUUAUGAUAUCGUGUAGAAACCACAUUAUUUCCGACACGAGAUUGACACGUUAUUUAGCUAAUCAAUCACAUAUCGUAGACAUCGAUGAUAAAAAAAAUAAAUUAUCCUUUGAUGAAAAACGGCAGAUUUUGACAAAAUAUACAUUUGGUAUGAAUUUACCUAAUAAAGAUUGGGAUAAGAUUUUUGGAGUAGAAAAGUAUUUUCCGUUAUUGUGUAAAUUAUAUUCUUUCCAAGAGGAUAACAAAAAUACAGGUAUAGGUCCUCUCAACAUAGCUUGUGUAAACGGUCAUGAUAGCACUGUAGAACUUUUACUAAGUAAAGGAGCAGACAUUAAUUUAUGUAUGGAGGACAAAGCCAGUCCUCUUUCUAUAGCUUGUCAAAACGGACAUGAUAGCAUUGUGCAACUUUUACUGAGUAAAGGAGCAGACAUUGAUUUAUGUAAGGAAAACGGUGCCAGUCCUCUUUACAUAGCUUGUAAAAACGGUCAUGAUAGCAUUGUACAACUUUUACUGAGUAAAGGAGCAGACAUUGAUUUAUGGAAGGAAAACGGUGUCAGUCCUCUGUACAUAGCUUGUAAAAACUGUCAUGAUAGCAUUGUACAACUUUUACUGAGUAAAGGAGCAGACAUUAAUUUAUGUAUUGAGGACAAAGCCAGUCCUCUUUAUAUAGCUUGUCAAAACGGGCAUGAUAGCACUGUAGAACUUUUACUGAGUAAAGGAGCAGACAUUAAUUUAUGUAUGGAGGACAAAGCCAGUCCUCUUUCUAUAGCUUGUCAAAACGGGCAUGAUAGCAUUGUACAACUUUUAUUGAGUAAAGGAGCAGACAUUAAUUUAUGCGAGGUUGGCAAGGAGAUGUACAUUGUCAACAGAGGGAGAUUACACGUGGUAGGCGACAACGGGAAAACGGUGCUUGCUACCCUCAAGUCGGGGAGUUACUUUAAGGAAAUCAGCAUUCUAAAUAUGGGUACUUCCGGUAACCGACGGACGGCCUCUGUUCGCUCCGUGGGCUACUCGGAUUUAUUCCGGCUGUCCAAACAGGAUCUCUGGGAUGUCCUUAAAGGAUAUCCCGCAGCUCGGGAAACUCGCACCUUCUACUUUGGGAUCACCCGAAUCUCUAUCUAUACGAGUAGAAGAUACAAUAUGAAAGCCAACUUUCAUUGA